Molecule: messenger RNA, 5224 nt
Organism: Nothobranchius furzeri (turquoise killifish)
Lineage: Eukaryota; Metazoa; Chordata; Actinopteri; Cyprinodontiformes; Nothobranchiidae
Gene: lgr4
Product: leucine-rich repeat containing G protein-coupled receptor 4
Biological process (GO): activation of adenylate cyclase activity; hormone-mediated signaling pathway; adenylate cyclase-activating G protein-coupled receptor signaling pathway
Cellular component (GO): plasma membrane
Molecular function (GO): protein binding; G protein-coupled peptide receptor activity
Source: RefSeq, a predicted model, not a curated record
GGCAGACUCUGACGUUGCAACGCAGGUUUUGAGGGCUGAGCAGGCCGGGGGCCCAGUGCUGCUGCUGCAGGUUGUCCGGUAGGGUGCCUGUCGAGCUACAAACAUGCUGUUGAUGUCAGGAGCAGAGCGGGGAAACGUGAGGAAUGGCUGAAAACUGACGGUACCCUCCUGCAAGGAAACAAACCAGGACGCAAAACAUUGUCCGGUGUGAGUUUAGCCGAACGUUUUCCACCGCUACAGACUCAACCUCUCUUCCAGCGACGCACGACGGCGCGUUGCUAGUUACUAUUAAUGUUUUUGCUAUUUAAUGGGACAACGAAAACGCAAAAAAACGCAAGGUACCCUGCCGCUCCUGCUACUUUAAGGACAAAUGCGAUAAAAGCGGGGCUGAGAAAUGCUUCGCUCUGAGGUAACUCGCUCGUCUUCGUUUGGGUUUUAAGCUGGUUCCGGAGCUCGCGUGCAUCUUUUUUCGUCGAGCUCGUGAAUGAACGUUAGAUACGGCUGGGCUUCAUCUGUUCGUGCCUUAGCCGACCGACCACAUGAGAAGUCGACGUGCGGAGUAGACUCAAACCACAAACAAAGGCACCCGUUUUUAUUCCCCACCGCUCCCACCUGAAGAAACGACGAGAAAAUGCGUGUGGAUUUGUUUUGGAUGUGUUUGUGGUGUUUAAUUCGCCACAGUGUCUCCGGUCAAGGGCAGUCAACGGCCGUAUGCUCGCCCUCAUGCAGCUGCGAUGAAGAUGGGGGAGCAGACUGCUCCGGGAGAGGACUAACCACCGUCCCGACCGGGCUCGGGACUUUCACCUACUACCUUGACCUGAGUAUGAACAACAUCACUGAGCUACCAGCGUCUGUGUUCAAGAACUUUCCUUAUCUGGAAGAACUACGACUUGCUGGGAAUGACCUGACAUUCAUCCACUCUGACGCCCUGUCUGGACUGCAUCAACUCAAAGUCCUAAUGCUCCAGAAUAAUCAGCUGAAAUCUGUUCCCAGUGCAGCACUCAAAAACCUUCAGUCACUCCAGUCUCUUCGCUUGGAUGCAAACCACAUUUCAGCAGUUCCAGAAGACAGUUUUGAAGGGCUUCAGCAACUGCGCCACCUUUGGCUGGAUGAUAACCACCUGACUGAAGUCCCUGUUGGUUCUUUGAGACACCAGGAAAACCUUCAGGCUCUGACACUGGCACUCAACCGCAUCCUGUUCAUACCAGACAACGCCUUUGCAAACCUCACAAGUCUGGUUGUGCUGCAUCUUCAUAACAACAGAAUUAAGGAGAUAGGAGACAACUGUUUUGCUGGACUGGUGAACCUGGAGACCCUAGAUCUUAACUUCAACAACCUGAUGGAGUUUCCCAAAGCGAUACAGGCUUUGUCCAAACUAAAGGAGCUCGGGUUCCACAGCAACAAUAUUGCUUCCAUACCUGAAGGGGCCUUCCACAACAACCCUCUGCUACGGACCAUACAUCUCUAUGACAACCCCCUAUCGUUUGUGGGUGCCUCGGCUUUCCAGAACCUUUCAGACCUGCACUCUCUGAUGUUGCGUGGAGCCAGUAUGAUGCAGGACUUCCCCAUCCUUACGUGGACUAAUAAUCUGGAGAGUCUAACCCUCUCGGGAACCAAGAUAUCAUCCAUACCUUCAGACUUGUGUGAAGAUCUCAAGUUGCUCCGGACGCUUGAUCUGUCCUACAAUGAGAUAAAAGAGCUGCCGUCCUUCCAGGGCUGCAGCCUCCUGCAGGAGAUAAGCAUUCAGCACAACAAAAUUCAACAGAUCGACAGGGACACUUUCCGAGGUCUCUUUGCUCUCCGAUUGCUAGACGUGAGCAGGAAUGAAAUCCAAACGAUCCACAAAGAUGCUUUCCUCACCCUAACUUCACUCGCCAACGUAGAUCUGAGUAUGAACUCACUGACUGGGAUUCCAACAGCUGGGCUGAGCGCCGUCAGUCAGCUAAAACUUUCAGGGAAUCCUUGGAUGAAAAAUGUGCUCAGUGCAAAAAGCCUGCCAAAACUCAGGUCCCUCUCUGUCCCUUACGCCUACCAGUGUUGUGCUUUCGUUGGAUCUGAGGAAACUCACAUGAAGAAAUACACAGGUGGAGACGAUGGGGAACAAAUCUCUAUGAUUUUGCAUUGUUCUCCUUCACCAGGAGCUUUUAAGCCUUGUGAGCACCUCCUGGGUAACUGGAUGAUUCGCCUGACUGUUUGGUUCAUCUGCCUGGUGUCGCUGGUCUUUAACAGCCUGGUUCUGGUGGCCACCUUCUCUCCUGUUCACCGGGCAGCGGGUCGUUCGCACUACCUGUCUCCGUCUCUCUCCCCAGCCCGGCUCCUGAUGGGCCUUCUAGCCCUGGCCAACCUGCUCACAGGCUUAUACGUGGGCGUGCUGACCGUGCUCGACGCUGCUACGUGGGGCUCCUUCGCAGAGUUCGGGGUGUGGUGGGAGACGGGCCCCGGCUGUCGGAUCACAGGAGCGCUCGCUGUGUUUUCCUCAGAGUGGUCAGUCUUGUUGCUGUCGCUGGCGGCCGUGGAGCGAAGCAUCGCCGUGCGGAUGAUUCUGGGUAAAGCGGUGAUUUCUUCCAGGAGGAGCGGCAGCAACCAUCGCAGAUGUUUGAGAGGAAACCGACGCUUCAGCCUGGCAGCGGCGCUGCUGGGGCUGCUGGCUGCUGCUGGAGCCUGCCUUCCUUUGCUGUCCUUCAGCGAUCAGUCCUCGUCCCCUUUGUGCCUGCCGUUUGCCGGAGGGGAGAGUCCAGCUUUGAGUGUCACUGUCAUUCUGGUUCUGCUCAACGCUCUGGUCUACCUGUUCACAGCUGCAGUCUAUACCCAGCUGUACUGCCGCCUCGGCAGGGUGGAGCUGGCAGAUCCGGGACAAACAGGCGCCCUGCGUCAUGUAGCCUGGCUCAUCUUCACCAACUGCAUCUUCUUCUGUCCGGUGGCGGCUUUCUCCUUCACGCCUCUCCUAACUGGCUCUUCGGCCGGCGGCCCAGAGAUCGCUAAGUCUGUCACGUUGAUCUUCUUUCCGCUGCCUGCGUGCCUCAACCCGGUGCUGUACGUGUUUUUCAGCCCGGCUUUUAGAGAGGACUGGUUGAGGCUACGCGGCCGUGGAGGUUUAAGCCGGCAGAUGAAGCCAGGAGCAGAAAGUCAUCGUGAUGAUGGCGGCGGCGGUUCAGAGCUCACAGACGAAGGCUCCUCCGCCUACCUGACCUAUGACUGUGGCGUGUACUCGCAGCUGUGUGGAGAGACAGUGUGUGAACAGUGCGAGGCGGCGCUGCGAGCCCAGACCUGCUCUUCCCCCUCAUCUUCCACAGUCUGCAGACAUUUGAUUAAGUCUCACAGCUGUCCCACCCUCCUGGCGGGAGCGGCCGUUUGCCAGCGCACCGAGGGGUUCUGGGCAGACAGCGGCACACCCUCAGCCCAGUCGGAGUGCGCCGAUGAGGGGGACUCCUUUGUGUCGGACAGUUCGGAUCAGGUCCAAGCCUGCGGCAGAGCCUGCUUCUGCCAGAGCAGAGGACUUCCUCUGGUCCACUACUCAUACAACUUACCUCAAGCCAAGGACUAAGGAGGCCAGACCGCUCCGUCAUGUGAAUUUAGAUUCUCCAAGAUUAACUAUAUUUUUAUAUAUCAAGUCAAAAAUGUGCCAACUGUCCUGCAAUUCAUCAAGCACUUACGUGUUAAUUACUGUUAACAAACACAAUAGCUGAUCACUUAAAGGGAAGUGGGCUUGUAGAGCUGAGUAAUCAUAUUUAAAUGGAAUGAACUAGAGGUUGAAACCGCUCCAGAAAAGGAAAACCCGGCCAUCGGUGCCGCCUGCUCACCCGUCUCUUUGAGUCUGUCGUCUGUACUCAUAAGCCUUUUAAAUGCAUUACCUGUCAAAUUUGAAAGUUUCAUCACAGAAGCUUGAUUUUAUACUUUGAUUUAUUUUUAUUUUUACAUCUAUAAAUGUAGCAAAUGUAAUGAUCACUCUAGACUUUGUAUGAAUGUAAGUUUAAGGUGGACUUCACCCAGUGGGUAAAAUAAUCCGACGUCAGCGUUUCUCCUACAUGUGAUAAUCGCUGCUGACGUGGUCUGUAGUAAACAUGUUUGUGAUUUAGAGUUCCUGAGACUAAGAAUGUGAUACAAGUAGCUGGCAUCACUGUUUAACGGAAACUGUUAUUUAUUGUUCGGUUGGAGAUGAUUUCAGGUGAAAGAGGUGGUGUCUGAAUGAUACAUCCACAAAUCACAGCGCAAGUUUUCACAGAGAGCGUGUCUCUCUUUAUUUAUGACUCGUCAUGUUUCUGUGUGCAGUUCUAUAUGCAUGAUGGUAACAAAAUAGGAGAAAAAGGCCUGAGACAAACUUAAUUAGCUAAGUAUCUACGUUUCCUUUCAACUCUUGCUAAAUGUUUUCCGUUUAGUACAUUUUUCUUUCUAACGUUGGUUUGGUGAAGGAGCAUUCUAGAUCUGCGACGUAAAUAAAGCUAGCUGUGUUUUCAUCCUGAGAGCCGACCCUGGGUCAGACUGACGGAUGUUCGGAGCGCUGGAGCAUGACUGCACACUUUGAGGCGGUUCUGCCCUCGGAGCAUGUAUGUGCACGUCUUCAGGAAUUCAGAUGACGUAGGAAACGUUUUAACAGACAGGUUCUCUUUUUAGGUUGACUUCAUUUGAAAGGUGUCUUGGUACAACCUAAAUGUCUGGUGUCCAAAUCGGUGAACAAUGUACAAACAGCUUUGAUUGAGUAUUCUUUUUUAUGUAAAUUAUUUGAAAAGAAAACAAGGACUGGAGAGUGGGAUGCUAACUUAGGAAGCUACCUCCUGGAGUGUAGCGGCUGCCAGCAGUGCUUUAGAAGAGCAUUUCUGUUUGUUGGUCCUUGGCUUUAUGUUGAAAUAUGAGGCCGGACAUCAUUUUGGUUCUGUUCAAAUUCUGGGAGGAAUCUAUGUACUGUAUACUGUGAUUUAUUUUUUUAACCAAGCCCUAAACUAUGAAUUUUUUUUGUUGUAACUUUUAUAAAUACAGAAUUGCAGAAUAUGUAUUAUAUAAAAUAUUUCAAAGAAAAUUUCAGUUUGAAUUCAGUCUUGUGUAGUUUUUGUGUCAAAUAUGUCAUUGUUUUCUGUUCAAGUAGAAAAUCUAUUCUUUUUAUUUGUGAAUGAAUAAAAUUGAAAGAAUGUAAACAUUGUGCUGAUCUUGGUACAGCUUAAUGGACGCUCUAUUAAUGUUACUUGGUGCAUUAUUAAGCAUUAAUAAACAAAUGGUCCUUUUAUUAACA